Messenger RNA from Cryptotermes secundus, 2012 nucleotides. RefSeq names its product phosphoglycerate kinase (gene Pgk). Gene Ontology annotation, molecular function: ADP binding; phosphoglycerate kinase activity; ATP binding. The record is from RefSeq and is a predicted model, not a curated record. NCBI's taxonomy places the organism in Eukaryota, Metazoa, Arthropoda, Insecta, Blattodea, Kalotermitidae. Gene Ontology annotation, biological process: gluconeogenesis; glycolytic process. Gene Ontology annotation, cellular component: cytosol.
AAUACUGGCAGUUACUAUUGUAUUUUACUGCUAGCAUCGUGGUUUCUGUAUGAAUGUAAUUGCUAAGCAAAAUUUAAAUAAUUUUUUAUACCGUUAAAAAUUUACAAGUAAUCGAUGAAAUGUUGUAACUUGUGGAUGGUUUUUCGAAGGCUGAAGUGCGUGAAGUUGAGUGGCUGGUUAGAUGUCUGAGAUUUUUCUGGUUGCAAAGCCAAAAGAACCGCAAUAUGUCAUUUAAAAAGUUGGUUAUUGACAAUCUGAAUAUUGUUCGCAAACGGAUUCUGAUGAGAGUGGAUUUCAACGUGCCCGUAAAAGAAGGGUUCAUUACAAACAACCACCGCAUUAGGGCUACUCUCGACACCAUAAAGUAUGCCCUUGAAAAGGAGGCAAAAUCCGUUGUUCUCAUGUCUCACAUGAGUCGCCCUGGUGGGCAGAGAAAUUUAAAAUACACAUUGAAACCAGUAGCGGCUGAACUUCAGAAACUUUUGGACAGAGUGGAUUUUAAUGUCCCUUUAAAAGAAGGGGUGAUCACCAAUAAUCAGCGCAUCGUUGCUGCCCUCGAUACCAUUAAGUAUGCUCUUGAAAAGGAAGCAAAAUCCGUUGUUCUCAUAUCCCAUCUUGGUCGUCCUGAUGGUCUGAAGAAUCAAAAGUACACUUUAAAACCAGUAGCAGCUGAACUGCAGAAACUCUUGGACAGGGAUGUGACAUUCCUAAAUGACUGUGUCGGACCAGAGGUGGAACAAACAUGUGCAAAUCCUAAGGAAGGUUCUGUGAUUCUCCUUGAGAAUUUACGUUUCCAUGUGGAAGAGGAAGGAAAAGGUGUUGAUGAGAAGGGCAACAAGACCAUUCUUGGCCAUUUUAGGAGGAGCCAAAGUUGCAGAUAAAAUUCAGUUGAUUGAAAAUUUACUGGAUAAAGUGAAUGAAAUGAUCAUAGGAGGUGGAAUGGCAUAUACAUUCCUGAAGGAGCUAAAGGGCCUGGAGAUUGGGACUUCACUCUAUGAUGCAGAAGGUGCUAAAAUUGUGCAGAAAUUGAUGGACAAAGCUAAAGCAAACAAUGUGCAGAUUCAUCUCCCAAUUGAUUUUAUAACAGCAGAUAAAUUUGCAGAAGAUGCAGCUGUUGGAACUGGUUCUUUGGAGGCUGGUAUACCUGAGGGUUGGAUGGGUUUGGAUAUUGGACCCAAGACCAGAGAACUCUUCCAAGAACCAAUAGAAAGAGCAAAGGUCAUAGUUUGGAAUGGACCAAUGGGUGUUUUUGAGUUUGCCAACUUUGCAAAUGGGACAAAGUCUGUGAUGGAUAAUGUAGUUGGUGCUACUGCUAAGGGAACAGUAACAAUCAUCGGUGGUGGAGACACUGCCACUUGCUGUGCCAAAUGGGGAACUGAAGACAAAGUCAGCCAUGUCAGCACAGGAGGAGGUGCCAGUCUGGAGUUACUGGAAGGGAAAGUCUUACCUGGAGUUGCAGCUCUUUCAGAUGCCAAGAAGGAUUAAGCCAAAUUGUGAAGUUUGUUUUAUUAAACAAAUGCAAGAAUUUGUUGUAUAGUAGCAAGAAAUGUGUUCCUAAAAGACGACCUACAUGCACAUAAAAUUGGGAGAAUGUGGUUAUUUGUUGUGAUAGAGUGUAUGUUACCACAUUUAUAGAAAGUUGUCCUUAAAAUGAAUUACUGCCAAGAUUUUUUGUGUUUUCUCUGGCGUAAUGACUUAUAAGUCAUUAUACAUCAUUAAAUAUUGUGUCAUUAUUAGGUACAUUUUUAAAAUACAUCCUAAUUUUAAAAAUUAAAAUAUGAUUGUUAUAAUUAGCAUACAUAGUAGAAGGUAUAAAAUUGUAAUCUUUUCAGUUGUCAUAGAAGAUAACAGCUGCUAAGAACCACUUAAUGUGGAGAAUAUAUCACAAGGCAAAACAUUAACUACAUUCAGAUUGUAAAGAUGUAAGAAAAAUAGUUUAAGUGAUAACUUUGGAAGGUUUUGCUUAGUAGUGUAUGUCUGUUACAAUAAAGAAUGUUUUAUAAAUAAGUAAA